UCACAGCGCGCGCUGCGCGUGACCUCACCGUUUCUUCACAGCUGUGCGAUAGAGCAGCAGCAGCAGCAGCGGUGCGCGAGCAAGCGCGCAGGAGCCGCAGAGUCCGCCGGUAUGUGUCGAAUUGUUCUCGGCGCGUUAACGCACGCGAGCCGAGCCCGUCCGCGUCUCCCGCGCGUCGUUUACUAGGACACAAGAUGGACGAGUCGUCGCUGCUGGAUCUGCUGGAGUGUUCCGUGUGUCUGGAGCGGCUGGACGCGAGCGCGCGCGUGCUGCCCUGUCAGCACACCUUCUGCCGCCGUUGCCUCGAGAACAUCGUUAGUUCCCGCCACGAACUGCGGUGCCCGGAGUGUCGCAUCCUUGUGGACUGCGCGGUCGACGAUUUGCCCGCCAACAUCCUCCUGGUUCGGUUACUGGACGGGAUUAAGCAGCGGCCACGGAACGGCGGAGGAAAACCGUCGCUGGCGGGAUGCGCGGCCGGCGUCGCGGCUUCUUCGCCCCCGGGGACGGCUGUAAGGGACCUGCCCGUUGCCACUCGAAGCUCUCCGGUUAAGAAUGUUCCUCAGCUGCCGUGCGGUAAAGCUCUUUACAGCUAUGAGGGGAAAGAGCCGGGCGACCUCAAGUUCAACAAAGGUGACAUCAUCAUUCUGCGACGUAAGGUAGAUGAGAACUGGUAUCACGGGGAGUUAAACGGGAGUCACGGGUUCCUGCCGGCCAGUUACAUCCAGUGCAUCCGACCGCUCUCCCAGACGCCUCCGCAGGGCAAAGCUCUUUAUGACUUUGAGGUUAAAGAUAAAGACCAGGACAAAGACUGCUUGACUUUCACGAAGGAUGAAAUUCUCACAGUCAUACGGAGAGUGGAUGAUAACUGGGCAGAAGGAAUGCUGGGAGAUAAGAUUGGGAUCUUUCCCAUCCUGUAUGUGGAGUUGAAUGAGACCGCUAAGCAGUUAAUGGAGAUUGACAAGCCCACAUUAACACCAGGACCCAGUACUGAUCCAGGAUCUCCUCCGGCUGCUUCUCCUCACUGUUCUGGAUCCAGCGCAGCUCUCAGUUGUAAUGGCAAUGGCAUCCACAGACGAAUGGAGGGCAAGAAAAACGCCAAGAAGCGACAUUCGUUCACGGCGCUCAGUAUGACUCAGCGUACGGCACAGGUGCUGGGAAACAACAGACACUCCAUGGAGAUCAGCGCUCCGGUCCUCAUCAGUUCCUCUGACCCGAGAGCUGCGGCUCGGAUCGGCGACUGUCCUCAUCUCUCCUCCAGCGCUCCCACCUCACAGGAUUGUUCGGUCACAACAGCGUCAGGCGUUUCAGCUCCACGAGUCACAUCUACAUCAGGAGAUCUGCUCGCCGCUGCUAAAGUCCAGCUGCCUCUUAACAUCUAUCUGGCCAUGUACGCUUAUAAACCACAGAAAGCAGAUGAGCUGGAGCUGAGGAAAGGAGAGAUGUAUCGCGUCAUGGAGAAAUGUCAAGACGGAUGGUUUAAAGGAACGUCAAUGCGCUCUGGAGCUUCUGGAGUUUUCCCGGGAAACUAUGUCACGCCCGUCUCCAGGGCUCCGUUUGCAGUCGGACAGACGCGUGCGUGUGUUUCAGACAGACUGACUCAGGCAUCUCCUGGAUCGCCGGGUUCCUCUAGUCCCGUUCUGAUGGCAUCUGGGUCACGAUCCAGCACUCCGCUCAACAGUCCGUCUUCUCCUCAGCUGCAGCCGGCAGCCGUGCAUCUGAAGAACUGUCUGCGCAUGUCCAGUCAACAAACUGUCAAUCAAACGCGCUCUGCCAUGCAGUUAGUUCACAGUCCAGAACGAGGCACGUCAGCCGUCGGCCCCCUCAGACCUCAGAUCAGUCCGUCACGCUCCCCCUGCUCCGGUCGACCGCUCUCAAUGGUGGCGGCUCCUCAGACGCACGCUUCGCUUCAGUCCGGUCCUCUGUCUCCAGCAUCCGCACGCCCUCUCGUACCUCUGACCUCCGCUGCGAUCGCCGUUACGCCCCCUAACGUCAGCGCGGCUCAUCUGAACGGAGGAGACUCGUCUGUCUGCCCGCCGUCGUCCUCGUCUCCAGCACACGCACAGGGCGCCGUCGCCGGCUUCCCCAAACUUGAGGAGAAGAAGAAAGAGAAGAAGAGUAGUGGUCUGCUUAAACUUCUUUCUGGAGCUGCAGCAAAAAAGAAGUCUCGUUCACCGCCGUCCGUGUCUCCGACCCAUGAGCCGCGUGUCGUGGACUCGUCCUCCUCCUCCUCUUCUUCAUCCGUUCAGGGUGCUAUGGCUCCAGAGCUUCGGUCUCUCGGUGGUCACGGUCGAGCCGGCUCGUGUCCUAUUGAGAGUGAAAUGCACGGCGCUAUGGGUAUUGAACCUCUUCACAGAAAGUCCGGUUCAUUGGAUCUGAACUUCUCUGUGUCUCCACCAGCACGUCAACCCUGUUCAUCCUCACCGCUGGCCAUCAGACCUGAACCUAAACCUUUAUCCAGAGAGAGGUAUCGUGUGGUCGUCCCGUAUCCACCGCAGAGCGAAGCGGAGAUCGAACUGAAAGAGGGCGACGUCGUCUACGUCCAUAAGAAACGUGAAGAUGGCUGGUAUAAGGGAACGCUUCAGCGGACGGGUCGAACCGGGCUUUUUCCUGGGAGUUUUGUAGAGAUCUUCUAAUAAACGUCAUCAAACGGCUGUGUCGAGAGACUCUGGGGAGUGACUGACAUGUGAAUUAUUUCAUCAUCCUUUCACAUCGUGUGAAAUAUCGUCAGACGGGUUUAUUGUUUAUUUAACAUCUGCUGUCUGAGUCUUCAGACGAACAGAAAUAAACCCAAACAUCUUUACUGCCAUUCAUCACAGAUCGAUCACACACGCACACGACACUUUCCAUGGAUACGGUUUACUGUGCUGUUUCUUUAAGAAGCACAAAUCUACAGAACUGUAAUUAUAUAAACAACAGCACAUGGUUAACAUGUUAGAAACACAACAAACCUCGAUAGGACAAAUCAAUAAACUCUUUAUACAUAUUUAUAAACAAUAAACAUUUUAUAUACAAACCACAGUGCAAAAACUCAUCUAACCGUUUAACCAAAGUAAGAAAAGCAUUUAAAUAAUGAAAAAUGUUUUUUUACAUUUCUAAAAAAAUCUUUAAGUUUAAGAAGUUUAUAAAAAACUACAACAUCUGGUCUAAACUAGUCUAUCAACUUAAUCUACAGAUUACAUUUAGGGCCAAAUUUACUAAAUGGGACAAAGUAGCGUAAAGAGCACAAUUUGAAAAAAGAGCCGAUGGCGGUUUUAUAUAUCUGCAGGUCAUUUACUAAAAAGGCACAAAUUAAAUAACACAGACACAACAGCUGAUUUCCAUAAUGACCAACAAUCUACUAAAAGCAGCACAAAUGAGUUCAGGAUCACAAAUAGAGCUGAUGAGGUGCUGGUGAUCUACUAACACCUGAUGAGAUUGAGCUCAGCACCGCAGACAUCACAGCUAAUGAAGCCAUAGGACACUGAGAGAACCAGAGGACAAAAAGAUGAAGACUUUUAAAACACCUGCUAUUGUGUGACUUCUCCUAGUGACUCCUCUUUUAUUUACUUCAGCAAAUAAUAAAUAACUGUUAUGUGUUAAAAAAAUGAUCUGCCUUGUACCACACGCUCUCUGAUCUUUGAUGUCACACUUUUUAGCAACAAUUGUAGCCAUUUAAAUCGCAAAAUGAUUUAAGACGCUUUUUUCUGCGUUAAAUAAUGGUGCAAAUAUCAGUAAUAUCACAUGCACAAACAUUACUAAAUUGUGUUGCGAUUUAAAUAAUCUCUUUAUAUACAUUUUGCGUCUGAAAGAGAAACUGCAUAUGCAAUAAGAUCAGUCCCAAAAAUAACUCGAUCACACCUUUUCAGCGCUAAUGAUCACUGCGCGUCUUUAAUCAAUCCUGACAGUCAUUGUUUAACACCAAAAUGAUGUUAGUAAAUCUGGCCCUUGUUAACUUAGAAAAUAGAAAGGCACAAUUUGUGGAUUUAAACUUUUAAGAUCAUUUUGAUACCGAUUGUAAAAAAUCUUUACUGAAAAACCCAAAGAUUUCAGAUGCUGUUUGUCCCUAUUCAUGGAAAGUGUGACAUUGUUGUGGUUUAACCAAAUCCUGAUUCACACAAACAGAUACAGACAGAAAGCACACACAUCAGAUGAAUCAGACACAUCAGACUCGUCCAGCACACUCGACAGCAUUCACCUCCAAGCGGAUGAGAUGAGGCUCAAUGGUGCCUUUGAUCCGGAGAAACUGCCAAGCACAGCAAACUGUGUGUGUGUGUGUGUGUGUGUGUGCGUGCGUGCGUGCGUGCGUGCGUGCGUGCG
Paramisgurnus dabryanus is the source of this 4296-nucleotide messenger RNA. Its product is annotated as E3 ubiquitin-protein ligase SH3RF3-like. NCBI's taxonomy places the organism in Eukaryota, Metazoa, Chordata, Actinopteri, Cypriniformes, Cobitidae. Gene Ontology annotation, molecular function: metal ion binding; protein binding. The record is from RefSeq and is a predicted model, not a curated record.